AUGGUCGUCAAAGCAACUCCUGCUUGGAACACAGUCAAUGGUUGGGACCUGAAUGGCAAUCAAUGUCCAUUGCCUACCUACAAUGCCUAUCCUUGCCCUGCUCUUUGUGUCCGUGAAAUUUCCCAAUGCCCUGAGAUGGUGCGUCCCUCAUGUCCUGCUGGUCAGACAUACUGUGUUGAUGGUUCCUGUCGAGAAUCUUGUCCCACCGAUCUCACAUCUCAAUGUGCCUGCCCUGGCGCACCUUCUUUGGAAGGUGGUGCUGUCUAUAAGUGUUUAGAUACUGCUCGUGUCAAUGUCGAACACUUUGAUGCUGCCAACAAGCAAGCCCAAACGGAAGCUGCUUGUGGUAACUACUUUGGUGUCUCCAACCUUACUAGCUGGAAUGCUAACCCUCAACCUAUGAUGUGGAGCACUUGUCCUACUCCUGAUUAUGGCGAGCUUACAUUCACUGAGCCUGUCUUUAUUGCUUACUAUGUAUUCUACGGCUCCUGUGCAUUCUUCCUUAUUGCCUGGUCUUGUUACAAGUUUCUCAGAGAAAAGGUGAUCAAAGCUCGCUAUCAUCAAGUGCGCGAGACGAAGCGCGACGAUUAUAAUGAUAUCAAUGAAAAGAAGGACAUCAGUGGUGAUGAGAGCAGCAAGGAGUCUGAUAGCUCCUCUUCCAUGAACUCUGAAGAACAAGAAGAAAUGACUAUCAAGGCUUACAAACGUGAUUUCUUUGGUACUCUCUGCUUUAUUUUGUACAUGCUGCAAACUCUUGGUAUGAUUGCAUAUAUGAUUUUGAUCACUUAUGAUUACUAUCAAAAUUACCUCUUCUUCCGCGGUAAUGCUCUUGUUCAGUCCAGUACUUUUAUGGGUCAAUGGUACAUCUUCUUUAUCUGGUUCGCAACGCUUACUGUCUUCAAGAGCCGUAUUCCCAACUUUUUCCGUAUUCAAUGCAUGUAUUCUCAAGGCCAAUAUGUCCAAGUGGAGCGCCCUGAACCUGCUAUCAUUGUCUCUACCGAUGACGAGGACAAAAUCACAGAAUAUGUUCGUAUCAUGGAGAAGAAUGCUAAGCGAAUUUUCGGUCUUGAUAUGGUAAUUGCUACUUCUUCUUUGGAAAAGACUGGCAAUGGUACCAAGUACUUUAUCUACCAAUGCACUCGUUAUGUUUAUCAUCCUGAAACACAGCUCUUCAAGCCUCACCACUAUGUUCUUGGUGAAACAAAUGCUGAACUUGCCCAAUUGACUCAAGGUUUGACCUCUCAGGAGGCUUUGGAACGCGAAGAAAUGAUCGGGCCCAACUUCAUCGAAGUCUACGUGCCUAAUAUUCCUAUGGCUAUUCUUCGCGAGUUUGCCUCCUUUUUCUACAUUUACCAAUUUACUGCUCUUUGGCUGUUCUACUACUUUGCUUACUGGCAAGUAGGUAUCGCUGACACUGCUGUCAUUCUUGUUUCUGCUAUUGUCAAGGUCUAUGUGCGUCUCAAGUCUGAAACUCGUAUUAAGAAGAUGGCUGAAUUUACUGACAACAUCAAUAUUUUGCGUGAUGGUCAAUGGAAGGAAGUAUCCACCUCUGAUUUAGUGCCUGGCGAUGUGUUUGAAGUUGUGGAAGGUAAAACUGCUCCCUGUGAUGCUGUCGUCUUGACUGGUAACAUUGUGGCUGAUGAGAGUUCUCUUACUGGUGAGCCCUUGCCUAUCCGCAAGUUCCCUCUCCGUGCCAAUGACCCCACUGUUUAUGAUAGCAUGGGUGCCGGUAAGAUCUCCACAAUCUUUGCUGGUACUAUCAUCUCUCAAGCGCAACGUACUGAACACAACACUCCUGUCACUGCCUUGGUCAUGAACACUGGUACUGCCACUGAUAAGGGUGAAUUGGUCAAGAAGAUCCUGUUCCCCACUCGUGUUUCCUUCAUUUUUGACGAACAAAUCAAGAUUGUCAUUUUGAUUUUGCUCUGCUGUGGUUUGGUCUGUCUUGGUUUGGCUAUCUGGCUUUACACCAGUGGCACUAGUGCCUGGUUCUAUGCCAUGUUUGCUAUCUGUCAAUUGGUCUCUCCCUUGCUCCCUGCUGCUCUUGUUGUGGGCCAAUCCGUCGCUGCUGGUCGUUUAAGAAAGAAACAGAUUUUUUGUGUUGAUCUCCCUCGUAUUUUGAUGGCAGGCAAAGUGCAACUCUUUUGCUUUGACAAGACCGGUACAUUGACCAAGGAAGGUCUCGAAUUUUUUGGUGCUAAGCCUAUCACUGAUAUUGACAACAUUGUGGAACAACGCGCUAAUGCCGUCAACCCUGAAUUCGACUCUCACAUUGAAAGCAUCGAGGAGAUUCCUAGAUUAAUGCAAAUUGGUAUUGCUACAUGUCACGCUGUUACUACCUUGAAUGGCCAAUUCAUUGGUAAUCCUGUGGACAUUGAAAUGUUCCGUUCUUCCAAGUGGACCUUGAAGGAUGAGCCUGAAGAUGAAGCUUAUGUGGAUACUUUGACUCCUCCCAUGGCUGCUCCUGGUAAGAUUGGUGCCGCUGUUCAUGUAUUGAAGCGCUUCGAAUUCGUCCAUGCUCGUAUGUCCAUGUCUGUCGCUGUCCUUGAUACUCACACCAACAAGGUCCAUAUCUUUGUCAAGGGUGCUUACGAAAAGAUCAAGGAUUUGUGUAGCCCCAAGUCUAUCCCUGCUGAUUACAACUCUGUUACCUCUGGUUUGGCUCGUCAAGGCUGCUAUGUUCUGGCUCUCGCGCACCGUGAACUUGAUCUCGAGCAAAUUGGCGGUAUUGAAGGUUUCCGUAACUGGAACCGUGACCAAAUGGAAGAGCACAUUGAUUUCUGUGGUUUGAUCAUCUUCAAGAACCAACUCAAGGAAGACACAACUGAGAACAUUCUGGAAUUGAAGCGUGGUGCUACUCGUACCAUUAUGAUUACCGGUGAUACUGCUUUGACUGGUGUUUACAUUGGUCGUCAAUGUGGUAUGGUCAAUGAAGGGUCUCGCGUCUUUUUGGGUGAUUUCGACAAGUCCAUGGGCCGUAUCGUGUGGUCUGACGUGGAUGAGCCUGACGUGUUCCCUGAUGUUAACAUUGACGAGGCUUUAUUGAACCAAGCUCAUACUCCCUGUGAAUUGGCAAUGACUGGUAAGGCCUUCGACUGGCUCUGCGAAACCGACUUGAUUAGAAAGUAUCUUUUGGACACGCGUGUAUUUGCUCGUAUGACGCCCGCCGGUAAGGUCAAGUGUGUUCAACUCCAUAUGGAAAGAGGCAUUACUGCCAUGACUGGUGAUGGUGGCAACGAUUGUGGUGCUCUUCGUGCUGCUCAUGUUGGUAUUGCCAUGUCUGAUGCUGAAGCCUCUAUUGUGUCUCCCUUCUCUACAAGCAACAGAAGUGUUCGCUCUUGUGUUGAAUUGAUUCGUCAAGGUCGUGGUGCUCUUGCCACUUCUAUCACCAACUACAAGUAUCUUGUCAUGUACGGCCAAGUCAUGAUGAUGCUUAAGAUCUACACCUUUUAUUUUUCUGUUACUCUCUCACAAAACGUCUGGAUUGCCGUUGAUGUUUUGAUUACCGUCUUGCUCACAUACGCUGUUUCUCAAUCUCACGCUGCUACUCGACUAGAAGGUCAAAGACCAACUGCUCGCUUGCUCGGCCCUCAAACACUUGCCUCUGUCAUGGGUCUUGUUGCCAUCAACUGGAUCUUCUUGGCCUGUGCUUUUGACAUGUUGUUCAAGCAAUCCUGGUUCCGUUGUCACGAGUUUGAUGCCUCUGCUGUCGAUAUCUCCAAGUGGUGGUUGUUGGCUGAUAACUACGAAGCUGAAGUUCUGGCCUUGGUCUGUCUCUUCCAGUUUGUCAACAAUGCUGCCGUCUUCAACUAUGGCUACAAAUUUAGAAAGGCCUUCUGGAGAAACUAUUCUUUGGUAUUCCUCUGGUUGCUCUACAUUGCUAUUGUGUCUUACUGGAUGUUGGCUGACCCCAACAGAUUUGGUUGUCUGUUCAGAUUCAACUGCGGUACAAAGGAAGUCUUGAGCGAGCUUGGCUAUGAAGUGCCACCUACUUAUAUUGAGCCUUACAACACACCUUUGGGUCACAAUAUUAUGCCUUCUGAUUUCCGUUGGAGACUCUGGGGCUUAUGUCUUGGUAAUAUGGCUGCAGGUCUCGUCUAUGAGAAGCUUGUAGUAAUUGGCCCUGUUCAUGCUUACCUUGCAAGAAGAUUCCCUGUUGAUAGAUUACAAAAGAAGGCCUAA
Messenger RNA from Mucor velutinosus, 4182 nucleotides. Its product is annotated as 60S ribosomal protein L33B. Gene Ontology annotation, cellular component: membrane. Gene Ontology annotation, biological process: transmembrane transport. Gene Ontology annotation, molecular function: ATP binding; ATP hydrolysis activity; ATPase-coupled monoatomic cation transmembrane transporter activity. The transcript is spliced from 3 exons. Bases 1 to 4182 code for a protein of 1393 amino acids. NCBI's taxonomy places the organism in Eukaryota, Fungi, Mucoromycota, Mucoromycetes, Mucorales, Mucoraceae. The record is from RefSeq and is a predicted model, not a curated record.